AUGAUCUCUGCUAAGGACAAGGCAAAGGCUCCCAAAGACAGCAUGACGCUUCUUCCCUGCUUCUACUUUGUUGAGUUGCCCAUUGUCGCUUCCUCCAUCGUGACUCUCUACUUCCUGGAGCUGACAGACCUCUUCCGGCCAGCCAAGGUGGGCUUCCAGUGUUACGACCGAGCGCUUUCCAUGCCCUAUGUAGAAAGCAAUGAAGAAAUGAUUCCUUUGCUGAUGCUGCUAAGCUUGGCGUUUGCAGCUCCUGCAGCUUCUAUCAUGGUGGGCGAAGGCAUCGUGUAUUGCUUGCAGUCAAAGAUGAAGGGCCGUAGCAAUACUGAAGGCAGCAUAAAUGCUGGUGGCUGCAAUUUCAACUCCUUUCUCCGCAGGACGGUCCGGUUUGUGGGUGUCCAUGUGUUUGGCCUCUGUGCCACAGCCCUGGUGACCGAUGUCAUCCAAUUAGCCACAGGAUACCACGCCCCUUUCUUCUUGACCGUCUGUAAGCCCAACUACACUCUCUUGGCUAUCUCCUGUGAAUUCAACCCUUACAUCACUCAAGAUAUCUGCUCAGGUCAAGACCAGCAUGCUAUUCUCUCAGCCAGGAAAACGUUCCCUUCUCAGCAUGCCACGCUGUCUGCGUUUGCUGCCGUCUACGUAUCCAUGUAUUUCAACUCCAUAAUCUCAGAUAGCACCAAGCUCCUCAAGCCAAUCUUGGUGUUCGGUUUCGCCAUCGCAGCUGGCAUCUGUGGCUUGACGCAGAUCACCCAGUACCGCAGCCACCCAAUUGAUGUUUACGUGGGCUUCUUGAUUGGGUCUGGUAUUGCUGCUUACCUGGCCUAUCAUGCAGUGGGCAACUUCCGGGCACCAAUAGAAAAGGCUCCCUCCAACCCUCCUGCCAAGGAUGCCCUCCGAGCCCUGACUCAACGUGGGCAUGACUCCGUUUACCACCAGAACAAGUCAGUCAGCACCGAUGAGCUCAACCCCCAGACCCGGCUGGAAGGGAUGAAUCGGCAAGUGCCACGUGAGAAGAACUCGCUGGGGAGCUUGAAACGGGCAAGUGUUGACGUGGACCUUUUGGCACCCCGGAGCCCUAUGGGCAAAGAAAACAUGGUGACCUUCAGUAACACAUUACCACGGGUCAGCACCCCCUCAAUGGAUGACCCUGCUCGCCGCCAUAUGACCAUCCACGUCCCAGUGGACGCCUCCCGAUCUAAACAGCUGAUCACUGAAUGGAAACAGAAAUCAGUGGAAGGCCGUGGAAUGACCUUGGCAGAAGAGGUGGCGAGGCGAGUUGGCUCAGAUUCCUUGGCUGGAGAAGAAGAGGAUCAUAUCCCAUCUUCCUUGUACCCCACAGUCCAGGCUCGAACGGCUGAGCGUGCCUCUAUGGGUCCUCGUGUCCUCAUCCAGCCAAGACCCAGGGCCACUCAACUGGUCCACAUCCCUGAGGAAAGUCAAGCUAAUGCGGGUGCUAAUAUUUCACCCAAAAGCAGCUCGGCUGUGAGGGCCAAGUGGAUGAUGAUGGCUGAGAAGGGGGCCGCCCAACGGGUGGCCAACCCACCACGCCUCAUGCAGGUGAUUGCCAUGUCCAAGCAACCCGGGAUGGUAUCGGUGACACCCAAGCAUUCGGAGACAUCUUCGUCUUCCACCAGCUCUGACUCCUCCCAGUACUGCUCUCCAUCAGAAAGAGACAGCUCCAGUGUGGUUACCAUCGAUGCUCAUGCCCCUCACCACCCAGUCGUACAUCUGUCUUCUGGAAAUGGGCCUUGGGAAUGGAAGGCCACCCAGAAAGCUUCGGAUGGCCAAGAUGCUUACGAGCUCAAUGAGAUGAGCAAGGAUUACCAUGGGUUCCGGCCUGCCAAAAGUGCUGGAGUCUCGCCAGGUUCCUCUGUCAGCGACAUCGAACAGGAGGAGGCCCGUUACGGCAGCGUGGCCACCAUCAAUGUGUCAGUGGGUCUGGGAGGGAGUGCAUCAUUGGUUUCAGCAGAAACCAGCCCUGGAGAAAGCCUUCUGGGGGCCUCCAGCCGGGAAUCCACGCUGCGGAGAAAACCAGCUAGCUUAACAGUGGGGGAAAAGGAUGGGCAAGGCGAAGAGACGGAAAAUUAUUAUAAGAAGAUGCAAGCCAACCGGGGAUUUAAGGAAUAA
This is a messenger RNA of Protobothrops mucrosquamatus (brown spotted pit viper), 2127 nucleotides long. RefSeq names its product phospholipid phosphatase related 3 (gene PLPPR3). The transcript has 7 exons. Bases 1 to 2127 code for a protein of 708 amino acids. NCBI's taxonomy places the organism in Eukaryota, Metazoa, Chordata, Lepidosauria, Squamata, Viperidae. The record is from RefSeq and is a predicted model, not a curated record. Gene Ontology annotation, biological process: phospholipid metabolic process; phospholipid dephosphorylation; signal transduction. Gene Ontology annotation, molecular function: phosphatidate phosphatase activity.